Molecule: messenger RNA, 2496 nt
Organism: Ramularia collo-cygni
Lineage: Eukaryota; Fungi; Ascomycota; Dothideomycetes; Mycosphaerellales; Mycosphaerellaceae
Product: probable C2H2 finger domain protein
Exons: 4
Coding region: 1-2496 (831 amino acids)
Biological process (GO): regulation of transcription by RNA polymerase II; DNA-templated transcription
Cellular component (GO): chromatin
Molecular function (GO): RNA polymerase II cis-regulatory region sequence-specific DNA binding; zinc ion binding; DNA-binding transcription factor activity, RNA polymerase II-specific
Source: RefSeq, a predicted model, not a curated record
AUGYCCGCCAUGGCAGUGGAACCCGCUGUCGCUCCCGUCUCGCCUGCCACAACUCGCAAGGCAUCGACGGGCGAGGCCAAGGAGAAAGAGAAGCGCUACAAGUGCCAGUUCUGCAAUCGCGCCUUCUCUCGUUCCGAACACCGUUCACGCCACGAGCGAUCUCACACCAAAGAACGGCCAUUCAAAUGUCUGAAAUGUCGCAGCACAUUUGUGCGUCGCGACCUGCUCCUGCGCCACGACCRCACCGUCCACGCCAAGGAUGGCGGCGUGCCUUUGCAGAGCGAAGCCAAACGUCGCAACCCUGGCAACACGAGCAGGGCUGCUCAAAAUGAAGAACCCAGCAAGCUCCCUGAGAUGGAGGACACCGCCAUGGAUCAAUUCGCCGACACCACCAACGGCUUCGAUGUUGAGCAAGCCGCCAUGCUCAUGCACAACUUCCAACAAAAGGCGGCCCUGUCUGGCCAAGAUCACAGCUCCAUCCACACCGGUCCGAUGAUCACGGCCCAUACCCCUCAAAUGAUGGAGCCGACCCUUUCGACCUACCCUGGUGCAAUGACUCUCCCAACGAUGCAGGGAUGGGACCAUCUGGUGUCGCAAAACAUUUCACAGCCCAAAGCAUCGUCCAUCACUUCCAGCGCCGACGCCCACAACGAUCUGUUGCAAUUCCCCACGGGCAGCUCAAUAUCAGGAGCCUCCAACACCCUCGCUCCGCUCAUCGAGCGCAGCGAGAGCCAAACCGAUGGCUUACCGUCAUUUACCACCUCAUCUCUGAUGGGUGGCUUGGCUACUCCAGGCGCUUUGUCGCCCUUCCCCUCCAUGGUCGGACCUGUCUCUCCUGUCGACUACAGACGAUCGCCCGGUCCACCGCAGCAAUGCACCAUGGCCAAGGCGCCGCAAAUCGAGACCGAUGAUCAGGUCAACCGCAUCAUGGAAAACAUCCGCCGCUGCGACAGUGAGGGUGCGCUGCUGGAGACGUUCCGCUUGCCUCAAGUCUCUGUUCUCAACAGAUACCUGUCGACAUACUUCAACUUCUUCCACCACCACCUGCCCUUUGUGCAUCCUUCAUCGUUCGAUCCAGCCAAGGUGUCAGCUCCACUAUUGCUGUCUGUGUUAUCCAUUGGAGCACUUUACACCUUUGAGCAGGACCAAGCAUACAUGCUUCACAUCGGGUCCAAGGUCCUCGUCACGCAAUUCUUACAGAAAAAGGACAACUUCAGUUCACGAAAGUGCCCACUUUGGAUGAUGCAGAGCUCGCUGCUCAACAUGAGUUUUGCGAGCUGGAGCGGCGAUCCCAAGGGUCUGGAGUGGGCGUGCUCCAUCAAAUCUCUCCUCGCAAACAUGGUCGCCGGUAACAGGUAUGAGCUGAAGUUGCGCAGUGAGGGACGAGAGGGCCGCCAGCCAACUCAUGCCGAGUGGAUCGAAGACGAAGGCUGCAGACGUACUUACUUCGCAGUGUACAUCUUCUUUGGCCUGCUCACGUUGACGUACAACCACACACCGGCCAUCAGCUUCAACGAGUUCGAUUCACUAGAUCUCCCAUCAUCGGAAACGCUGUGGAAUCUGGAUCCUUCGGACAACGAGAGCUGGAGUGAGCAUCUCACGGCAUCUACCAUCAUCACGUUCCAAGAAGCGCACGACGCUCUCUUCCAGGGUGAAUCGGCACGCUACAGUGCAUUUGCCACGCGUGUCAUGAUCAAUGCCCUGUUUUUGGAGGUCUGGUACCACAAGCGAUCACCCGAGGCGCUGCAGGAUGUGGUCACCGAGUACAAGCUCCGCUUGGCUCUGGACACUUGGGAGCAGUCUUUGGAUGUCUGUGAGCCAGAGACUGUGGUGGUGCAGCUGAGCGCGCCGCACAAAGGUCACCCACUGAUCUUCAACGCCAUGGCCAUGUACAGGAACACUCGCGCCAGACUGCUGGUGGAUCUCAGGGCCAUUCAAGAAGCCUUGCGUUACCACGACUCCUACGAAGUCGCGGCUGCCAUGACGCAUGCCCGUGACAACGUUAAGCGGAGUCAGGAGAUGCUCAAGGUCAUCCAAAACUGCUUCGACUGCAUCGAAGUCGCUGCACUACAGGGUAUCAGAUGGGUCGCACGAACAUCGGCGACCAAUUGGAGUAUUGAGCAUCCCCUCUGUGGGCUGGACUUGAUUGUCAUUCUCAGUUUGUGGUUAUGGCGUGUCGAGCACGACGAGGAGCCAGCCACUGAUGAGGAGAGAGUCAUGUACCAGAAGCUUCGGAGCCUUUUUGAUGACGAUACUGUCGAUGGCUUUGGGCAGAAGCUAAGCAGUACAGUGGCUCGUCUUUGGGGCAGUAUGAUCGACGAGGUGGUGGUUUGGGGCAUCACCAAGCUCAUGGGCGAGUCUUUUAAGCUCCACGCUCAGGCACUCAUUGGCUAUGAAGAUGCUAUGAUGACUGAGCAAGCCAACGAUGCUGCUGCCGCCGCGGCUGCUGCCGCUAUCGUCCUGGCUCCACAUCCACCUGAAGUUGCGGCCUACUAG